Messenger RNA from Neurospora tetraspora, 1916 nucleotides. Its product is annotated as PLC-like phosphodiesterase. The record is from RefSeq and is a predicted model, not a curated record. Bases 324 to 1634 code for a protein of 436 amino acids. NCBI's taxonomy places the organism in Eukaryota, Fungi, Ascomycota, Sordariomycetes, Sordariales, Sordariaceae. The transcript has 2 exons. Gene Ontology annotation, molecular function: glycerophosphodiester phosphodiesterase activity. Gene Ontology annotation, biological process: lipid metabolic process.
AACACCACGACUCCAAUGAUGCCAUAGCCCGGAAAGCAACAACAACCCCACGUGCCGGAGAUACACCGGACACUGGCUGCUUUGUCAAUCUUCACCCUCAUUGUCGUGAAUCUUGAAGGCAAUACCACUUGGCACUGUACCUGCAGCACGCAGAACGUGGGGUUUGCUGAUCCGGUAAAAGUUAGCCGCGGUGGACUUCAAGCGAUGAGAUCAAGAUAUAAUCCCAUUGACAACCCAGUGUCACCUCCAGCAUUCCCUUUCUUCGUCACCUCCAUCCUUCACCUCGUCCUCCUCUUCACCGCCCUCCCCUUCCAACCGGCGCAAUGCCCUCCACCCUCUCAACCCUAUGCUUGGUAGCUCUCGCAGCACCAGCCCUCGCCCUCCCAAGCCAUGGCGGACCAGGCAAAGACCAAUCCGGCAUCAAGCCCAUCAAGAGAAUCCAGCUCGGCCCCCGUCCCUACUGGCUAAUCGACCAAAUGGAGGACUCCCCCCUCAAGACCAAGCUCCAAUCCUGUUCAGAGAAGGAGAUGCGCCCAAGCCGUUGGAGCAUCGGCCACCGUGGCGGCGGCACUUUGCAGUUUCCUGAGGAGACGGAGGCGAGUAUCAUGGCUGGUACUCGUAUGGGUGCAGGAAUCGAAGAAUGCGACGUAACCUUCACCUCAGACCAACAGCUCAUCUGUCGGCACUCCCAAUGCGAUUUGCACACCACCACCAACAUCCUCACGAUCCCUUCGCUGGCCGCCAAGUGCACCGUCCCUUUCACUCCCUACAACGCCACUACCAAGCAAUCGGCAACAGCCAAGUGCUGCACCAGUGAUUUCACCCUCGCCGAGCUCACCGAAACCAAGGGGCUCUGUUCAAAGAUGGACUCCUCCAAUCCCCAGGCUACGACACCGGAGGAAUACCAGGGUGGCGUACCCGGCUACCGAACCACGCUCUACUCCGGCCCAGGCACCUGCCACAAGCUGUUGACCGUGAAGGAGUACAUCGCGCUCGUCGACACGCUAGGGCUGGACUUUACGCCGGAGCUGAAGACGCCGGAGGUCAAGAUGCCUUUUGGUUCGGCCAACUUUACGCAAGAAGCGUUCGCUCAGCAGUUGAUCGACGAGUUCAAGGAGGCGGAGAUCAACCCCAAGCGCGUCUGGCUACAGAGCUUCUUGUAUGACGACGUGUUGUACUGGCUGCGCGCCGAGCCGGAGUUCGCGAAGCAGGCUAUUCUUCUCGACCAGUCGGGUGAUGCUCCGAGCACCAUCUCCGCUGCCACUGCUUCCUUGACGAAGUAUGCCCAAGACGGCGUCCAGAUCGUUGCUCCUCCCCUCGAGUAUUUGGUGUCAACUGCCACCGACAAGGAUGGGAAGGUCAAGGUUGUUGCGAGCGAGUAUGCCAAGCAGGCGAAGAAGCUUGGGUUGAAGGUGAUCAGCUGGAGUUUGGAACGGUCCGGAUGGCUCGCGGAUAGUACCAAGGGAGGGUAUUAUUACUCGACGAUUGCGAAUGCCACGGCGGCGAGGGGAGAGGGCGUGGUGUUCGAGUUGCUGGAUGUUCUGGCAAGCAAGGAGGUCGGGGCGAUUGCCGUUUUCAGUGACUGGAGCGCGACGGUCAGUUACUAUGCGAACUGCUUUGGAUUGUUUCCUUGAUUUGGGGAUGGAAGGGCAUCACUCGUGAAGGGUUGCUCCUUUAUAUACCCACCAAUAUAAAGGCAAUGACAUGACAUCCCUCAAGGGCGAUACCGCUAAGCAAACCUUUGGACCAAUGGCUAAGUGGUCUGAGGAGACUCUGACUUGACCCGCAACCUUUAGGUCCAACGGCUCGUGACAAAGGAGCUAUGCCCGGUUCGCCGGCGCUAAUGGGCUUGUCAUAUUUGUAGUAUUGCUGAUAGCUCAGUAGGGUUAGGGUUAGGGUUAGGGUUAGGGUUAGGG